This is a messenger RNA of Babesia bovis T2Bo, 918 nucleotides long. RefSeq names its product RNA recognition motif domain containing protein. The record is from RefSeq and is a predicted model, not a curated record. Gene Ontology annotation, molecular function: RNA binding. NCBI's taxonomy places the organism in Eukaryota, Apicomplexa, Aconoidasida, Piroplasmida, Babesiidae. The transcript has a single exon. The coding region runs from base 91 to 738 and encodes 215 amino acids.
AUAUUUUAGAUUAGUGUGUAUGUAUAUUGGAUACAGCAGAAGGCAUUGUUGAUAAGAGCUGUAUUAUAAUAAAACAAUAUCGCAACGAAAAUGUUAAACGUCGCCAUAGACAAGUACCACUGUUAUAUAGGAUGCCUUCAUCACACUAUCGGUGAUGAGCAACUGCUAACACUUGCAAAAUGCUUCAGUAAUCACGUAAGAUGCUGCAAGGUAAUGAGGAAACCUUCAACGGACGCACAUCUAGGUUAUGGCUUUGUACAGUAUACCGAUGCGGCUUAUGCAGAUGAAGCUAUUGCAAAAAUGCAGGGAGUUAUAGUCAAAGGGAUACCGUUAUAUGUAAGAGCAGCAUACCCAUUUACUAGCACUACCAUUAAUGACAAAGAUGAAGAAGAGGCAAACGACAUUAAAAAUGCAACUGUUUACGUCAGCGAACUUAUGUUGACAGCAACAGAUAAUGAUUUAAGGGGCUUUGCGGAGCCAUUUGGUGAUGUGGAGCAUGUAUCAGUAAUUCCUAACAGGAGAUUUGGGUUCGUAACAUUCAGUAGAAGAGAAAACGCACUAGGGUUUAUCUGUCACAUGGAUGGAUGGAAACUUGAAGAUACAUUAAUGGCGUGUUCAUGGGCAUAUCAAAGCAGAAAUGCUACUCUUCCAGGCCAAUUCGAAUCGUCAGAAAACGAAAAGCAAGAUGCAAUAUUUGGCCAAAAGUAUUCUUACGACCUAUUACCAAAGCAGAAAUAAUAUAGAAUCACAUUUUAGCAAUCAUUAGGUGGAUUAACCCCGUGUUGCCGCCAUACGCAGUAAAUGCAAGGCUGAAAUUAUCAAAUAUGAUGUCCCUAGCCUUUACACAGUGAUGUGAGAGCGCUUUGCUUCGUAUUAAUCGUCCGGGGGUAGCUUUGGAGCCCUUUCGUGCACGAUGAG